Mastomys coucha (southern multimammate mouse) is the source of this 914-nucleotide messenger RNA. It is a transcript of the gene Rbmx, whose product is annotated as RNA binding motif protein X-linked. The record is from RefSeq and is a predicted model, not a curated record. The annotation marks the transcript as partial. NCBI's taxonomy places the organism in Eukaryota, Metazoa, Chordata, Mammalia, Rodentia, Muridae. Gene Ontology annotation, biological process: positive regulation of mRNA splicing, via spliceosome. Gene Ontology annotation, cellular component: spliceosomal complex. The transcript is spliced from 6 exons.
AGGUGGAGCAAGCCACCAAACCAUCAUUUGAAAGUGGAAGACGUGGACUGCCUCCACCUCCACGAAGCAGAGGCCCUCCCAGAGGUCUUCGAGGAGGAAGAGGAGCAAGUGGAGGGACCAGAGGACCCCCCUCACGGGGAGGACACAUGGAUGAUGGUGGCUAUUCCAUGAAUUUUACCAUGAGUUCUUCCAGAGGACCUCUUCCAGUAAAAAGAGGACCACCACCACGAAGUGGAGGUCCUCCUCCUAAAAGAUCAGCACCUUCAGGACCAGUCCGUAGCAGCAGUGGAAUGGGAGGAAGAGCCCCUGUGUCACGUGGAAGAGAUGGUUACGGAGGCCUGCCACGAAGGGAGCCCCUGCCUUCUAGAAGAGAUGUUUAUUUGUCCCCGAGAGAUGAUGGAUAUUCCACUAAAGACAGCUAUUCAAGCAGAGAAUAUCCAAGUUCUCGAGAUACACGAGAUUAUGCACCGCCACCAAGAGAUUAUGCUUACCGUGAUUACGGUCAUUCCAGCUCACGAGAUGAGUAUCCGUCAAGAGGCUAUAGUGACAGAGAUGGCUAUGGUCGGGAUCGUGACUAUUCAGAUCAUCCCAGUGGAGGUUCCUACAGAGAUUCCUAUGAGAGUUAUGGUAACUCACGUAGUGCUCCACCUACACGAGGGCCCCCGCCAUCUUAUGGUGGAAGCAGUCGCUAUGAUGAUUACAGCAGCUCACGUGACGGAUAUGGUGGAAGUCGAGACAGUUACUCAAGCAGCCGAAGUGAUCUCUACUCAAGUGGUCGUGAUCGCGUGGGCAGACAAGAAAGAGGGCUUCCCCCUUCUAUGGAAAGGGGGUACCCUCCUCCACGUGAUUCCUACAGCAGUUCAAGCCGCGGAGCACCAAGAGGUGGUGGCCGUGGAGGAAGCCGAUCUGAUAGA